Messenger RNA from Polyodon spathula (Mississippi paddlefish), 2175 nucleotides. It is a transcript of the gene orc6, whose product is annotated as origin recognition complex, subunit 6. The transcript is spliced from 7 exons. Lineage: Eukaryota; Metazoa; Chordata; Actinopteri; Acipenseriformes; Polyodontidae. Gene Ontology annotation, cellular component: nuclear origin of replication recognition complex. Gene Ontology annotation, molecular function: DNA binding. Gene Ontology annotation, biological process: DNA replication initiation; DNA replication. The record is from RefSeq and is a predicted model, not a curated record. The coding region runs from base 219 to 986 and encodes 255 amino acids.
GCGUCUCCACUAUUUUAACAACAAGCCAAUCAAAGUAAAUCUAAUGGAACGUCAGAAACAAUAGCCAAUCACGGGGUCUUAAAGUACAGCAAGGCGUUGAUAUAGCUGAAAAUUCCCGCGAAACUCCAGCGUCUUUCUCGUUUGGUACAGUAGUGGAAGCUGUAAUUAAUAUUAGUUUACAGUUAUUUAGAGCAAAGUUUUCAACACAGUCAACAAACAUGGAGCAAGAAAUGAUCAGAAGAUUGGCAUCUAAAUUGGGAAUAACUGUUGUUAAAAUAAUCUCGAAAGCAGAAGAGUACCUCCGGCUGUCGCAGGUGAAAUGCACAGGGCUGUCCGCACAUACAACGGCAACCAGCAAUGCGAUCAUGUGCCUGGACCUGGCAGCUGCAUCAAUGAAACACCCAGUAGACAAAGAGUAUGUGGUGAAACUGUCUGGGUUAAAUAAGAUGAUAUACCAGAGCCAUUUGAAAUCCCUGGAGUGCAUGCUGGGUUUGGAGUCCCAAAUGGGGAUGCGAGACUUGGCUGUUCAGCAUGGCUGCACAGAGGCAGUGAAUACAGCAGUGAAGAUACUACACAGAUAUGAAUCCAGUUUACCUGAAGCACAGCAGAGUGGAUUGGAUUUAUCGAAGCUGCUCUUUACCACUGCAGCAUUGUUCACAGCAUGCAAGUGUAUGAAAAUCAAAGUUGAUAAGACGAAAUUGACAGCCACCUCUGGUGCUAAGAAGGGCAUCUUUGAUCGACUCUGCACUCAACUAGAGAAAUUUGGACAGCAAAUUUGCAGUGAAUCUGCAGAGCCAAUCAUAUCAGUAAAAACAACCAGCAAGAGGCAAAAGACAUUGCUUGAGUGCAUAGAGAACAAAGAAGAAGAGACAGCAACCGAGCCUAAACAGCAAAAGUCUGAAGAAUCUGUCAAGCAAGACUAUGAAGAAUGGAAGAGAAAAAUCCUGGAAAAUGCAGCCAAAGCCAAGAAAGUGGAUACCUGCUGAGAUUAUCCUAUCUGAUUGACCUAAGUCACAAUUUCUUUCACUUUUUACAAGUGCCCACUGUUAUGAUGUUUUAAACCAGUAAGUUUUUAUUUUGUGUCCAGAUUAGUUAAGGGUGUUGCAAAUCAGACUUCGUUGACUCUGAAGUACAGAUAGAUAACGCUACAGAACACUGAGUGUACAAAUUUGAUCAAAUCUGAGAUGGAAGACAGUUGUUUUCAGGUGCACUUGAUGCAUCAUCUAGUUAGAUAUUUUAUGUACUUCAGUUGAAUCGGUCAUUCUGCAACAGGUGGCUGUGCUAUACAGUCAGUGGAGAUGUUUGUUUAUUAAAUGUACAGCAUCACUAUUGUGCUUUUAUUAAUACAUUUAUGUUGUUCAUUUGCUGUAUACACAGAUGUUCGGAUAGAUAUAGAUUGAUUGACUGCUGUCUUAAUACUUGUGUUCUCAUGUAUACAUCUUUAUUUACUAUCCCUUGAGGGAUGCCUCUUGUGGUGUUUUUAUUGCAUAAAACAUUUUAAUAAAAUAGAAGUCUUGUUUUCGUUGGGUUAUUUGUUUGUUUUUUUUAACUAGUAUUACUCUGAGGCAUUACACAUUUCACAGGGACUAUAUAAUGGUCCAGAUCCUGUUUUAAAUGUGAGAGGACAGAUACAAAGCAUUGUUCCAGACAUACAAAGGUUAAUUGUCUGUAAUGUAGGUAGUCAUGACACUUCUGUCUAAAAUUAUUGCAUAUUAUUUACGAAUGUUGAAACAUACUGACAGAAUCAAAGCGGCAAUAUGUCAGUGUGAAAAUAAUUAUUUCGUUACCAUGGGAAUUGCACAGAUCAUUACACUUGUUGUUUUUAAAAGAGCAUGGCACAUAUUGAGAACAAUUCUUCACAAUUUAUUUUUUUAACAUUGUACAGUAGUUUGUAGUGAUCAGCACAAGUACAUACAUGCAUGCAUGCACACCAAUGACUGUUGCCUUCACAGAAGGGAAGUGGAACUGUGUAUAUGAGUACACUGGCCAACUGUGACAUUCAGUUGUGAUAGCCAAUUAGGACUUAAAUGCCCCUCUAUAUACUUUUUCAAAAGAACACCACACCUUUUUAUAUGGCUGUCCUUUGGUUUCUUUGUCAAAAAGUAUUGUACAUAUUUGCAUAUAUAAAAAAAAAAAAUAUAUAUAUAUAUAUAUAUAUAUAUAUAUAUAUAUAUA